AGCGCGCGCGGAGCGGAACUACAGACGGGACAUCGCGGCGCUGUGAACUCUGCAGCGCGGGUCUGACCUGUCUGUCUGUCCGCUACAGUCUCGUGCCUGUUUAAUCCGCUGAUCUGCGGAACCGGAACCGGACAGCAUGCAGGCGGAGUCCGGGAUCGUUCCGGACCUGGAGGUCGAUGAAGAGUUUACCGAGGAACCGAAAAUUUACUACGAACUGAAGAGUCAGCCAAUCAAACACAGUACGCCUCAGUCAGAUCAGCGGUGUUCAUCUCUCUCCUGUCUCUCUUCGUCCCGUGUCCUCCUGCGUCAACAGUUGAUGCGUGAACAGCUUCAGGAUCAGGAGAGAAGGGAGAAGCAGCGUAGAUGCCACGCCUCCCCAUAUGCCCCACCCACUUCAACGCAAAGCUCUACCCCAUACCCCACCCAGAGUCCUGCCAUUGAUGUCAGCACCCCUGUGGCCCCGCCCACCACUGCACUUGUGCCCCCUGAAGUGCUGAGGGUGAGGACUCAUUUAGAAAACCCUACUAAGUAUCACCUUCAGCAGGCUCAGAGACAGCAGGUGAAAGCGUACCUGUCGACCACGCUCGGCCCAUUUCCCAGCAUGCCCUGUGCCGCUCAGGUCUCUGACCCCGGUGGAAUUCCAUCUGGUCAGGUUAACAGCGCCCCCAACAGCCCCAUGGCUUUACUCACCCUCAGCUCCACCUGUGAGAGAGAGAUGGAUGAUGUAAUUGAUGACAUCAUCAGUUUGGAGUCAAGUUACAAUGAUGACAUGCUGGGGAUGCCGCUGGACCCCGCCCUUCACAUGGCCAACACGAUGCCAUUGUCAGUGAAUCUGUUGGAUGUUUAUAAUAAUCAGAGUCUAGCUCCGCCCACUGUCUCCAUCAGCACCUCCUGCCCCGAGAACCUGCCCAACAUCAAGAGAGAGUUCUAUGAUGCAGAUGCUCGCGUUCUCGCAAAAGAACGACAGAAAAAAGACAACCACAACCUGAUCGAGAGGAGACGACGCUUCAACAUCAAUGACCGCAUUAAAGAGCUUGGCACUCUGAUCCCUAAAUCCAACGACCCGGAUAUGCGCUGGAACAAGGGCACUAUUCUGAAGGCAUCAGUGGACUACAUCAGGAAGCUGCAGAGGGAUCAGCAACAUGCUAAAGAGCUGGAGACCCGGCAAAAGAACCUGGAGACCGCUAACCGCCACCUGAUGCUGCGGGUACAGGAGUUGGAGAUGCAAGCUCGAGCUCAUGGACUCAUCCCCUCGCCUCUCCGCUCUCAGGAACAUUCUGCUCGUCCAAUCAAACAGGAGCCGAUGCUGGGUGACUGCGACACGCCCACAGGAGACCAUAUCACGACCUCUGACCCUGGGGCCUAUGGGGUCAUGGCCAAGACAGCAGGUGCCAAACUAGAUGACAUGCUGAUGGAGGAGACGACGUUGCCGUUAACAACAAGCCUUUCACCAAAGAACAGCAGCAAGAGUAGCGUUAGCAUGGAGGAGAAUGAGCGCACAUGCUAGCACUUUCUGGUCUGACAUCAUCAGUGAUGAGUGAUGUUUUUUCUGAAGACGCACUUCCUGCUUUUCUAUAUUUACACUAGUUUUAUUUUAUAUUAAACACUGUCUCGUUGUUAGCACUUUUUAAGUUUACUUUGUUCUGAAAUUAAUCAGUAGAAUUAAAAGAGAUUCUGCUUUUUUCCAGUUUGUGAUGAUUUGAAUGUGAGUGAUUAAUAGCUUCAUUAAUGUGUUUACUAAUGUAGCUUUAGAUAAACACUGAGAUUAGACACACAUCAAUAACGAAUUCAUCUUCCUCAUCCUCCUCAGCGCAGAGCCUCGCAGCCACACGGCACUUUAACAUUGUUUAUACGAACUGUAGAUUAGACACUGCAGAGACGCACGACUUCACUCACAGGAAAUUGGCAGAAUGUGAACUUUUAGAGCGUUAAUUUAAAUUUUUUUGUGUGUAGAAUUACAUUUUCACUGUCAUAUUUAUAGUGAAUUUAUCUAAACACAGCUAAUUUAACUCAUCUGCUCCUGACAGUGAAGUUAAUGCUCUACAGGAAAACUCUAUUUGAUCGUCUGAUAAAUUAAUGCAAUCAAGUUUAUUUAUUUAUUUAUUUAUGAAUGUAAACUGCCAGUUUUACUCAUUAAAGCCAGGGGGCGGGACUAAA
Pangasianodon hypophthalmus (striped catfish) is the source of this 2157-nucleotide messenger RNA. Its product is annotated as microphthalmia-associated transcription factor. The coding region runs from base 137 to 1507 and encodes 456 amino acids. NCBI's taxonomy places the organism in Eukaryota, Metazoa, Chordata, Actinopteri, Siluriformes, Pangasiidae. Gene Ontology annotation, biological process: regulation of transcription by RNA polymerase II; melanocyte differentiation. Gene Ontology annotation, molecular function: RNA polymerase II cis-regulatory region sequence-specific DNA binding; DNA-binding transcription factor activity, RNA polymerase II-specific; protein dimerization activity. The transcript has 9 exons. The record is from RefSeq and is a predicted model, not a curated record. Gene Ontology annotation, cellular component: nucleus.